ACGACAUCAGCUCAAGAACUACAUACUAACUUAUAUAACUUUGAGUACGAUUUCUAUGAAAUCUAUCAUCCAUUGAGAUUGGAUUUCUCCAUCAACACAAGAUGGCAGAUAACGAUCGCAGACAAUCCGCUGGCGGUUAUAAUAACCGCAAAAGGCGUUACAGAGACGACGAUGACUUCGACCGCCGAUCACAACGUCGACGAUACGACGCGCCGCUCCCCGUUCGCAUACGCAAGCAACUCCUCGGCCUAGCUGAAUCUCCUUUGCGACGCUGGCAUGAGGAAGUUCAAUCCAUCGCCCAUGUCGUUGCUAACAACUACGAGGAUCAGGAGCUCCGAACAAGCUUCCUAGAACUAGUACCGCAAAUGCUCAUAGAGCAGCCUCUCAAGACUCCAUUCGUAGCAGCUGUCGUGCUCGUCAUUAACACCCUUAAGCCCGAUAUCCUAAGCGACCUUCUUGCCCGGGUUGCCGUUGCGACGGAGGAGAAGAUCAAAGUGGGCGAAUGGCGCGAUGUGAAAUUGUACCUGAAGUUUUUGGCGUGCCUACAAAGUUGUUUAGAAGGCGAUGGCUUAUUCCCACUUCUUGAGGAGCUCUUUAGCCGAGCUGGAGACCUCCAGACUGCAAGCUCUGAUGAUACAAUUGGGACAGAGCUUGUCAAGACCAUCCUUCUCACCAUUCCAUAUAUCAUGGCGGCGGCACCUACUCAGUGGCAACAAAAGGCGGCUGACCUUAUGGAUAAGACGGAUGUCAUCGCUUCCGAACCUCACGCGCUACAGGUGUUAAUCGACCCAUAUCAUGCCGAGGAGGGAACAGAGAGUCCGACCGCAAACAUGAGUCUCAUUGGCCUUUUACAGAAGCAGCUCCAGAAUGAGGCACUGAAUGGCUGGGAGCUUUCUUGCCUGCCGAGGCCGUGGCAGAUGCCCCCUGAGGAGGUCGAACAACAGGAGAAGCUUGACAACGCACAGAAGCAUGCCUUGCCGACUAUAUCGAUCCCGGAGAAGGUCGUCGCAGGUCCUCGCCCAUUGUUUCCUGAGAUUUACUUCUCGGUUUAUCUUAACCAAGAGAUUGAAUCUGUUCCUCCGGUCAGCAGUAUCGCGUCUUCGUUGAUUCGAGACGGACUCCUCGAUACCAUUAACAUCUUAGACUUCAACCGUGGUGUUACGGCACGCUUCCUCAUCGACGUGGACUGUUAUUUUGCUCCCGGUACGUUCGUCAAGCGCGCCACGCCAUUUGACCGCCUCAGAGAUGUGGAAGGAGACCGCUCAACAUGGAAGCCGGAAGAUGUCGCCGUCGAUGCUGUCUUUUCGCAAUUGUUCGCACUUCCAACACCUGAACACAAGCUUGUUUAUUAUCACUCCGUCCUUACCGAGGCAUGCAAGAUUGCCCCCGCAGCUGUCGCCCCCAGUCUGGGCCGAGCUAUUCGAUAUGCGUACCAGAAUACCCAUCAUUUGGACUUGGAACUAUGUUACCGAUUCCUAGACUGGUUCACGCACCAUCUUAGCAACUUCGGUUUCAUGUGGAAGUGGAUAGAGUGGGUGGACGAUGUCAACCUCCCCGACAUGGAUCCGCGCAAGUCAUUUAUUCUCGGUGCUUUAGAUAAAGAGAUUCGCCUCAGUUUCGCCCAGCGAAUUAAAGGAACUCUCCCCGAGCCUUACCAAGCCCUCAUCGGUCCUGAAAAGGAGCAAGAUACACCAGAAUUCAAGUACAACGAUGAUCGUACGCCAUUUGCCGCGGAAGGCAGGGAGAUUGCCGCUCUUCUCAAGCGCAAGGCUCCAGAUGAAGAGAUUCAGCCUAUCAUUGACCGUAUCCACUCUGCCGCUCUUGAUCAGUCGGUCGACGCGUUUGUCUCUAGCACCGAUGUCUUCAUGACGGCGGUUUGCUGGGUAGGCUCAAAAUCACUCUCUCACGUACUUGCUUGUAUCGAGCGCACUAAAGACAGACUUCUUGAUGCUGGAGCGGCCUCCGAGGCGGCCAGAGCACAAAUCAUCACAGCCGUUGUAGCCUACUGGUCUGCUCACCCAGGCGUCGCCAUUACUAUCAUUGAGAAGUUGCUCAACUAUUCAAUCAUUACGCCUGGUGCAGUCAUCGAGUGGGCACUAGUUAGCGAUCGUGCGGGCCCAUAUGGUCAAGCUCUCAGUAAAACUUGGGUGUUUGAACUAGUGUUUAAUACCGUAGUCAAAGUCACCAGCCGUUUAAGACAGGUCGUGAGCAGCGGCACAAGCCAUAGCGCUGAAGAGGAAGUGGCCGGCAUGCGUGAACUAUUCAAGAACAUGGAGGAUGCCUUGGUCAGCUGGGCGCAAGGUACCAAGGACCAGAUGAUGGACCCCGUGGUAUCCGAAGGUGGGGAGGAUCUCGUGAAGCGCUGGGGUGCGAGAUGGCUCAGAGUGUUCAGACGCAGAUCUGCCAUCGAGGAGACGUUCUUGCUCGAGAACAAAACCGCUUCGUGAACAACAUGUAAGAUAUGCGGGUUAAAGGGUCUCGUGAAAUCGGCGUUAGCAGAAAAAAAAUGAUAUUUGAGCUCGAUGCUGAGGUACCAAAAGGAUUUCUCAGCCGUUCUUUAAUGGCCUUGUAUAAAAUAGACUAGGUAAUUGAUUCACAUUGGGCCGACUGA
Messenger RNA from Annulohypoxylon truncatum, 2611 nucleotides. RefSeq names its product MIF4G like-domain-containing protein. Gene Ontology annotation, molecular function: mRNA binding; RNA cap binding. The coding region runs from base 102 to 2447 and encodes 781 amino acids. The transcript is spliced from 4 exons. NCBI's taxonomy places the organism in Eukaryota, Fungi, Ascomycota, Sordariomycetes, Xylariales, Hypoxylaceae. Gene Ontology annotation, cellular component: nucleus; nuclear cap binding complex. Gene Ontology annotation, biological process: mRNA export from nucleus; nuclear-transcribed mRNA catabolic process, nonsense-mediated decay. The record is from RefSeq and is a predicted model, not a curated record.